AUGGUUGGGCACACGCAUGAAGACAUAGAUCAGGUCUUUUCAAGAAUUAGCACACAUAUGAGACAUGUUGAUGCCCCCACCUUGCCUGCCCUUUUACAUGGCAUCACAGAGUCAACAACACCAACUCCAGAGGUAUUGGAAGUCAAAGGGAUUUAUGACUACAAGUCCUGUUUUGAAGAUGUUAGAGGUAUGAUAGAAGGCAUCUCUGGGCCCCACCAGUUCAUGCUAAAGGAGAAAAAUGGAAAAGUAAUCUUACAUUACAAGGACUGGCCUACAGAUGCUGUAUACAAGACAUUGGACUUCAGUGACCGCAUUCCUGAUGACUUAAAUCUGAUGCAAGUUGCUGUCAAUCCAAAGAUGGAAGUGGAGUCCGGAAAAAUGAGAAAUGAUUUACCAAAGUGGAACCAGAGUGGAAGAUUAUCCGAAGAAAAUGUGGAAUGGUGGAAUGAGUAUCUGUUUAUUCAAGAACAUGAGCCAAAUCUGCCUCCUGUUCAUCAGCUUCCUUGCUAUACAGAAACUGAACAAUCUAGAAAUUCAGGAGCAGAACAUUUAGUGGAUGCCAUUUCGGCAUCAGUUGAGAGACAUAAAAAACAAUCUGUGCUAAGAGUAAAAGGAAAACGUAGGAGCAGGAUCAGCUAA
Mercenaria mercenaria is the source of this 639-nucleotide messenger RNA. RefSeq lists its product as uncharacterized. The record is from RefSeq and is a predicted model, not a curated record. NCBI's taxonomy places the organism in Eukaryota, Metazoa, Mollusca, Bivalvia, Venerida, Veneridae. The transcript has a single exon. Bases 1 to 639 code for a protein of 212 amino acids.